UAAAUAUUUAUCCAUAUUACAAAUAAUAACGAUACAAUGCAUAGAAUAAAAUUACGUUUGUUUACAUGUGAUUAGUGAAUUUAAGGAAAUAAUUACUUGUGAGACAUUUAAAAAACUAAGUAAAAUUGUAUAUAACAUAAUAUUAAAAAUAAAAAAAUAUUUUCACUUCAAUAGAAAGGAACUUGACAAAAUAGAUAAAUAAAUUUUUUCUACAUAACAAUUUUCUUUAAUUGUAUUGUUUCGGAAAAAAUGUAAGUUCAUUCCCCUCUGGAGGACAGUCAGAAGCAAGAGCAAGAAAUCAUCGUGCGCGAGUUAAUGAAAAGGGGAAUAAGAGAGAAUGUAUGGAAAAUUGAAAAAUACGAGAGCGAAACUAUACUCAGUUGUUAGUGCGUGUGUGAUGACGAGAGAAACCAGCAUGAUUUUUUGUCCGUGACUGUCAUUCAAGGUGCCUUAGCAAUUCUUAAUUUAAUUAUUCUGGGCCAAGCAUGCCCUCGAAAAAGCAGUACAACCUUGUGCGCAAUGAUGAAUACGACACGAGGAUUCCUUUACACAGCGAGGAGGCUUUCCAUCGUGGUAUUGUCUUCCACGCGAAGUUUAUCGGAUCUAUGGAAGUACCAAGGCCAACCAGCCGCGUCGAGAUCGUAGCGGCAAUGCGACGAAUUCGAUAUGAAUUUAAGGCGAAAGGAAUAAAAAAAAAGAAAGUAACAUUAGAAGUUUCUGUAGAUGGUCUCAAAGUUAGCCUGCGUAAAAAAAAAAAAAAACAGCAAUGGAUUGAUGAAAAUAAAGCAUUUCAGAUGCAUUAUCCAAUAUACAGAAUAUUUUACGUCUCCCACGACAGUCAUGAUCUAAAAAUAUUCAGUUACAUAGCUCGUGAUAGUAAUAGCAACUCGUUCAAGUGCAACGUCUUUAAAUCUAAUAAAAAGAGUCAAGCCAUGAGAGUAGUUAGAACAGUAGGUCAAGCCUUUGAAGUGUGCCAUAAAUUAAGCCUGAACUCACCAACGGAACAGAGAGAACAAGACAUUGAUAGAGAACGAGAACAUGUACUUGAACAUAAUGACGAGCAUCCUCUUCAUAAUGAUGAUUAUGAUGACGAGAUGACAAAUGAACGCGCACCAAUAAUCCAACGACGAACACCAUCUCCAAGCAUACAUAAAGACAUAUCACUAUUAAGUGACGGAGAAAAUCCAGUGCAAGAUCAACCACCUGCGAUUUCGCCUUGUAUUGUAAGAACACAUGGAUCGUCAGCGUCUCCAAUGAGACAAUCACCAUCAGGAACUGUGGCAUCUGAUUGUGGCGACUUAUUAAUUUCGAGUAAUAAUGAAUUAACUUCUCUUAAACAUGAAAUACAACUUCUUCGAGAACGUCUCGAUCAGCAAAGUCAACAAACACGUGCUGCUGUGGCUCACGCGCGAUUAUUGCAAGAUCAAUUGGCAGCUGAAACGGCAGCGCGAGUAGAAGCCCAAACACGAACUCAUCAGCUCCUUGUUCAAAAUAAGGAGCUUUUAGAGCACAUUGGAGCAUUAGUCAGUCAUUUAAGAGAACAAGAUCGUACUUCAAGCUCUCAUGGGAACUCAGUGUUACAGUCACAAGUUUCAGGUGUAACUGGCAAUACAAUAACUUCGCAAAGUCCCACCAUUCCUGACUUGUCAAGUCUUGGUCAGCAGUCACAAUGGACACCAAUACAAAACUCACCCUGGGAGUUAGAGGCACCGUCUUUUACAUACUCUUACACUCCUGAAUUUUAUUCAACAACGGCGAGGAUAGACCAGCCGUUUACUUCCAACGAUCAAAUGCACUUUCAAGCCCAACUACUUGAGAGGUUACAUAAUAUUAGCCCAUACCCGACUCAGAGGUCAUCCUACUCUACGCCGUCGUCUUACCCUAUGCAGCCACCGAACUUCCUUUUAUCUCCAAAUUGUAAUAAAUUACCAAAUUCGUCGAAUUCGGGAUCUCUAUCUCUUCGUAUAUCUCAAGCAAACAGCUUUACUUCAUCUCCAAUCAUGUCACAUAAAAUUCCUGUUUACUCCACACAAAUUGAAAGCUCAUCAGAUCCUCUUUCUGAACUUCAAGCAUUAAUAAAACCUUUGCCAUGUGUCUCACGUCAAAGAAAUUCACUGUACACUUCGAGCUCCACCACGUCUGCUCGAGAUCCAGACUUUAAGCAACAACAAAGAAUUAGUUGUCCUCCUCAAACAUCAUUCAUGCUCGAUACUCCGCCAGUAAAAAAGCGUGGUGAGACCGUGGAAAAAAAUUUCGAAGAUAAUUUAAAGUAUGAAGAAAAUCUUGUAGGGGAUCAAACAGAUACAAAGAAUUGUAAAUUAACUACGAUACUCAGAGCAACAGGAUCACCACCUACAAGGACCACUAGUGUACGGCUUCCUGUAAGGAACGAUCUAUCGACCCAAGUUCAACGUACCAAUUGGGCUCGACAUACUACUAAGUAGUUUUGAUAAUUCAAACUGGACAAGUAGUCAUUUCUUUUAUUGAUCAAUAAAUUUUUAUGUGCGUGCCAACAGUUUCAGGAAGAACAACAAUAUAUGAAAUCAAUUUGUUACUUGUAAAAGAUUUUCCUCUUUUUAAGAAUCACUUGUGCCAAAUUUUAAUUUUUUUAAGCUCAUUUUUUUUUCUUAUUUAUGUAGUUAUGAAUAAUUUAAAAUAAAUAUACAUUGAUUAAGAUAAAAAAGGCAUCGUUACACUUAAAAAAAAUCUAGGCAUCGGUUGGCCCCGAGCAAGCCAGCCCCUAAACUUCCCGGUGUUUUUGAGCUCUACACACACUAAAAAAAAUUCUCGACUGAAGGUAAAUAUUCUUGAUUCAAGAAAAUUUUUUUGGAGACCUAAAUUUUCUCAGAUAAAGUAGAAAUCUUCUCCAACCAAGACGAAUUCUCUUGGCUCAAGAAAAUCUUGACUUGGUUCCCGAAAACGUUUGUCUUCAAAAAUAUUUUCCUGACUCAAGAUAUCUGUUUUUUCUGUGUAGGAACUCGAAAACAUUAGUAUAAAUACAUUUUCGAGCUCGACAAUACCUUUGUUUCUUUUUUUUAUGAGCUUUUCAAGCUCAAAAGGGUUACGGUUUAUGUUAAAGUUUAAAAAUUUAGAAUCCAAAAUAAUAAAUGAAUGAGCGAUUUUUAUAUAUUUAUUUACAAUUAUGUUCAAUAAUUAGCUCAAAAAUAAGUAUUUACGUGUUAAGUUUUAUCUAUAUCGUGAUACGAGCGAACAUGACGAUUUUUGAGCAAUCACUUCCAAUAACUUAUAUAAAGAAGAACAUAUUAGUUUUGAGUAAUUAUGUUCAGUAAUUAUGAUGUUAUUCAAUGGAAAAAGCAGAUAUAGAUUUUACAUUUAUCAUUCCGUCGACGAUAUCUCUCGAACGGAUUAUCUGAUUGGGACGUUCUUGGCAGCAAUCGAAUGCUUUUAUCGAGUGCUAGAGCUGAUUAGAUUUUGGAAUUGAUCGAUUCGAUAGACUCCGAAAUAUUCACGCAAAACGAAAAAAAACUAUUUUUUUUCCAUUCUUUCGUUGACAAUAUCUCUUGAACGGAUUAUCCGAUUGAGACGUUUGAGGUGGCAAUUGGCGCGUUUCAUUGAGGUCUAGAGCUGAUAAAAUUUUGUGAAUGAUUGGUUUAGUCAUUUCGACGGUAUUUGCAAAAAACUGUGUUCUACUAUUUCUUUCGUCGACGAUAUCUUUCGAACGGAUUAUCUGAUUGAGACAUUCUUGGCGGCAAUCGAAAGCUUUUAUCGAGUUCUAAAGUCCUCCCAGAGAGUAAAUCGCCGUCGGGAAUUGUCGAAAAUUUUCGUUUUGUAAUGUUAAUGUAUAGUAACGGCGUGAGAUUAGACUUGUUUUUCCAUAGUGGGGGUAAAAACCGGCGGCGACUUAUUCUCUGGGAGGACUUUAGAGCUGAUUAGAUUUUGGAAUUGAUCGAUCCAACAGUUUUCAAAAUAUCCAAAAAAAAACGAAAAAAAAAAUUUUUUUUUUUCGUAUUUCUUAAAUAUCUCAGAAUAUAUAUGACUAAAUAAUCUAAAAUUUUCUAAAAAUCUAAGUUCAGAAGGGAUCUUUUGAGUGCCGCAAGAACCAUCUAAAUCGGUUCAUUCAUUAAAAAGAUAUGAGAGGUUUACAUCCACACACACACACAUACACACACACACACACACACACACACACACACACACACACACACACACACACACACACACA
Messenger RNA from Microplitis mediator, 4183 nucleotides. RefSeq names its product carboxyl-terminal PDZ ligand of neuronal nitric oxide synthase protein-like. Bases 486 to 2444 code for a protein of 652 amino acids. The record is from RefSeq and is a predicted model, not a curated record. NCBI's taxonomy places the organism in Eukaryota, Metazoa, Arthropoda, Insecta, Hymenoptera, Braconidae. The transcript is spliced from 11 exons. Gene Ontology annotation, molecular function: nitric-oxide synthase binding.